CUGCCUCUCCCUGCCCGCACUAUGGACGAGCUGGCUGCUGAGCUGGGGACGCUGAGCCCGGAGCAAGCGGCGGCUCCCGUGAAUACCGUGGAGGAAAAAUGGCGACUACUUCCAGCAUUUCUAAAGGUGAAAGGACUUGUGAAGCAGCAUAUAGACUCGUUCAACUACUUCAUCAAUGUAGAGAUAAAGAAAAUCAUGAAAGCCAAUGAGAAAGUUAUAAGUGAUGCUGACCCCAUGUGGUACUUAAAGUAUCUCAAUAUCUAUGUGGGUACCCCAGAUGUUGAAGAAAGCUUUAAUGUAACACGGCCUGUUUCUCCUCAUGAGUGUCGCCUGAGAGAUAUGACCUACUCUGCCCCAAUAACAGUGGACAUUGAAUACACAAGAGGCAGUCAGAGGAUUAUUCGCAAUGCAUUACCCAUUGGCAGAAUGCCCAUAAUGCUUCGCAGUUCCAAUUGUGUUCUUACUGGGAAAACACCAGCAGAGUUUGCCAAACUUAAUGAGUGCCCUUUAGAUCCAGGUGGCUACUUCAUUGUUAAAGGUGUAGAGAAAGUCAUUCUCAUUCAAGAGCAGUUGUCCAAAAACAGGAUCAUUGUGGAAGCUGAUAGAAAAGGGACAGUUGGAGCCUCUGUUACCAGUUCUACUCACGAGAAGAAGAGCAGAACAAAUAUGGCUGUGAAACAAGGAAAAUUUUAUCUGAGGCAUAACACCCUAUCAGAAGAUAUUCCCAUUGCUAUCAUAUUUAAGGCCAUGGGUGUUGAAAGUGACCAAGAGAUUGUACAGAUGAUUGGUACAGAGGAACACGUGAUGGCUGCAUUUGCUCCUAGUUUGGAAGAAUGCCAAAAAGCUCAGAUUUUUACACAGAUGCAGGCCUUAAAGUACAUAGGAAACAAGGUACGAAGGCAAAGGAUGUGGGGAGGCCCAAAGAAAACAAAGAUGGAAGAAGCUCGUGAGCUGCUAGCAUCAACUAUCCUGACUCAUGUUCCCGUGAAAGAAUUCAAUUUCCGUGCCAAGUGCAUUUACACAGCUGUGAUGGUCCGCAGGGUGAUCCUAGCCCAAGGAGAAAACAAAGUAGACGACAGAGACUAUUAUGGAAAUAAGAGAUUGGAGUUGGCAGGACAGCUACUUUCCCUCCUAUUUGAAGAUUUGUUCAAAAAAUUUAAUUCUGAACUGAAAAAAAUUGCUGACCAGGUGAUACCCAAGCAGAGAGCAGCCCAGUUUGAUGUAGUGAAGCAUAUGCGUCAAGAUCAGAUCACCAAUGGCAUGGUAAAUGCCAUCUCCUCGGGAAAUUGGUCACUGAAAAGAUUCAAAAUGGAUCGCCAAGGUGUGACACAGGUGUUGUCCCGCUUGUCUUAUAUAUCUGCUUUGGGAAUGAUGACUAGAAUCUCUUCUCAGUUUGAGAAGACAAGAAAAGUGAGUGGUCCUCGAUCUCUGCAGCCAUCUCAGUGGGGUAUGCUUUGCCCAUCAGACACUCCUGAAGGAGAGGCUUGUGGUUUGGUUAAAAACCUAGCUCUGAUGACUCACAUUACCACUGAUAUGGAAGAUGGCCCCAUUAUUAAAUUGGCUGGUAAUCUCGGAGUAGAAGAUGUAAACUUACUAUGCGGAGAAGAACUUUCAUAUCCAAAUGUGUUCCUCGUUUUCCUUAAUGGUAACAUCCUUGGUGUCAUUCGAGAUCAUCAAAAGCUAGUCAACACGUUUCGGCUAAUGCGGCGCGCAGGUUAUAUCAAUGAAUUUGUUUCAAUCUCUACAAAUCGCUCUGACAGAUGCGUCUACAUUUCUUCUGAUGGAGGAAGAUUGUGCAGACCUUAUAUAAUUGUAAAGAAGCAAAAGCCAGCAGUUACAAACAAACACAUGGAAGAACUUGCUCAGGGAUACAGGAGUUUUGAAGAUUUUUUACAUGAAGGCCUAGUUGAAUACUUGGAUGUGAAUGAGGAAAAUGACUGCAACGUUGCACUGUACGAGCAUACAGUUAACAAAGAGACGACACAUUUGGAGAUUGAACCUUUCACACUUCUUGGUGUUUGUGCUGGGCUUAUUCCAUAUCCUCACCAUAACCAGUCCCCAAGAAACACUUACCAGUGUGCUAUGGGGAAGCAAGCAAUGGGUACCAUUGGCUACAAUCAGCGGAACAGAAUUGAUACUCUUAUGUAUUUGCUAGCAUAUCCACAAAGGCCAAUGGUUAAAACAAAAACCAUUGAACUGAUAGAGUUUGAGAAACUGCCAGCAGGACAGAAUGCUACAGUUGCUGUAAUGAGCUACAGCGGUUAUGAUAUUGAAGAUGCUCUCGUCUUAAACAAGGCCUCCUUGGACAGAGGAUUUGGAAGAUGUCUUGUAUACAAGAAUGCUAAGUGUACUCUGAAGCGCUACACAAAUCAGACAUUUGAUAAAGUGAUGGGUCCAAUGUUGGAUGCAGCUACACGUAAACCAAUUUGGCGUCAUGAAAUUUUAGAUGCUGAUGGAAUCUGCUCUCCAGGUGAAAAAGUAGAAAAUAAACAAGUGCUCGUAAAUAAAUCUAUGCCAACUGUGACCCAGACUCCUCUGGAAGGAAGUAGCGUGCCUCAGCAACCGCAGUAUAAAGAUGUACCAGUAACCUACAAGGGUGCAACUGAUUCGUAUAUUGAAAAAGUAAUGAUCUCCUCCAAUGCAGAGGAUGCUUUUUUGAUCAAAAUGUUGUUAAGACAGACUAGACGUCCAGAAAUUGGAGAUAAAUUUAGCAGUCGUCAUGGACAAAAAGGGGUGUGUGGGCUGAUUGUUCCUCAGGAAGACAUGCCAUUUUGUGAUACAGGAAUUUGUCCAGAUAUCAUAAUGAAUCCUCAUGGCUUCCCAUCGCGUAUGACGGUGGGAAAAUUAAUUGAACUGUUGGCUGGGAAGGCUGGCGUCCUAGAUGGCAGAUUUCACUAUGGAACAGCUUUUGGAGGCAGUAAAGUUAAGGAUGUAUGUGAAGAUCUUAUUCGCCAUGGUUAUAACUACCUAGGGAAGGACUAUGUAACAUCUGGUAUCACUGGAGAACCAUUGGAAGCCUAUAUCUAUUUUGGUCCUGUAUAUUAUCAGAAACUAAAGCACAUGGUGUUGGAUAAGAUGCAUGCCAGAGCUCGAGGACCCAGAGCUGUCCUUACCAGGCAGCCCACUGAAGGUCGAUCCCGAGAUGGAGGUUUGCGUCUUGGAGAAAUGGAACGAGAUUGCUUGAUAGGUUAUGGAGCCAGCAUGCUUUUGUUGGAGAGACUGAUGAUUUCAAGUGAUGCCUUUGAGGUAGAUGUCUGUGGGCAGUGUGGCUUGCUGGGAUACUCUGGCUGGUGCCAUUACUGCAAGUCCUCAUGCCACGUGUCAUCCCUGCGCAUACCAUACGCCUGUAAACUGUUAUUCCAAGAGCUUCAGUCCAUGAACAUUAUACCCAGGCUAAAAUUGGCCAAAUACAAUGAAUGAGCAAGUUCAAAAAAAUUAACACAAAAUGAAGACCCAUAUAUAUAACUGGAAGAAAUGUUCCUGAACACAAGUGACUCUUAAAACCAAGGGAGUAGAAGAAAUACUUGACUACAUGAUUUCCCACCCACUCCUGUUUUAAUUUGGGUGCACUGACCACGCUGAGAGCUACCGAAGAGCAAUCAAUGAAGACUUAACCAGCUCUGAAUAAGGUGUGCAACAACUGUAAUAUGGCCCUGCCCCAGCAAAGUGCCUGCAUACCUUUCAAGAAUGAGUGUUGCAUGCUCAGUUAUGCAGGUGCUUUGCUGGGGUAGGGCCAAAAAAUAUACUAGGCAGAAGUCACUGCCUCGUGCUGAAAUGGUUAGUUUUAUUUUCCACAUUGGUGGGAUGUGAAUGAGGAAUAAAAAUUUUCAAAGAUA
Messenger RNA from Gavialis gangeticus (Gharial), 3836 nucleotides. It is a transcript of the gene POLR3B, whose product is annotated as RNA polymerase III subunit B. The coding region runs from base 22 to 3420 and encodes 1132 amino acids. Gene Ontology annotation, molecular function: DNA binding; ribonucleoside binding; DNA-directed RNA polymerase activity. The record is from RefSeq and is a predicted model, not a curated record. Gene Ontology annotation, cellular component: RNA polymerase III complex. Gene Ontology annotation, biological process: DNA-templated transcription. NCBI's taxonomy places the organism in Eukaryota, Metazoa, Chordata, Crocodylia, Gavialidae. The transcript has 28 exons.